AUAUUACUGAAAAAUGAAGUCCACCUCCCAUCAUGUUCCUCUCGAAUCACGUCAUAGUCGUUGAUUGAAGAUUAUAGCAGCUGAUGUAAGUUAGAGUUACUUACGUCUGUUGCACAAGAACUACUACAUAGAAGGUUCUUUCUAAUAUAAGUUCUUCUAAGUACAUGAUACAUAGAACUACAUAGAAGGUUCUUUCUAUAAGUUCUUCUAAGUACAUGGUACAUAGAAGGUCUAUUGACAAACGAUGGACUGGGAGAAUCUUCUGUGCAUAGAAUCUCUCGACUGCGUUGACCGCGAAAGCAGACGAAAUGGCGGCAACACGGGAAUUUGCGUGUGCGGUAUCUUGGUGCAAGCUGCUGCCGCUAGUCUGGCUGUGGUAAGUUUCUUGUCGAUGGAUCCAGUGGUGUGGUAUACUCCUUGGGUCCGUGUUGGAGGGUUGGGUGAUGUUGCCCAAGAAGACGGGGCUACAGCUAGAUCUUCAGCCGGUCGUGCGGGUACAACGAGCACGACAAAUGGCGAUCAUUUGGUUGGAGCGUCUACUCAGCAGCAAGUUCAAACGACAAAAACCACCAAUGGUAAGCUCCCGAACUUGCACCCGUUGACACUUUGCAUUUCGAGUGCAGCUGUAAACGCUUGUGUCGUGUAUCUACAUGUUCUACGGAACGUGCGGAUCAAGAAAGAGCGAGGUGUCAGACAAAAAGCAGAGAGAUUUGUACGGAAGCACGAAGCCGAGACUGAACAUGCGUCUGGGACUGGGUACCACAUUGGCAAACAGGAAGAUCAAAACCACUUUUAUCACGUGGUAGCCCAAGAAAGUAUGAAUGAGCAGCCUGAGCACGGUCAAGGGGCGACUGCAAAAAAGACUACUCCUGCAGAUCCUGAUGCUGAGGAUCACGAUGAUUUCAGAAAAAGCACUUCGUGGCGAACAUUCUUACGUAUAUUCAGUGGGAGUCUCGUAGGAGCUUUUGUUUUUUGUUUCCUACUAGAUCCGAACGUGCCUUUCGGAUACGUGGCUUUAAGUUUUGUGACCGCGGGUUGUGGCUGUUUUGGCUACCUACAGGCGGUUCCUGGAGCGGCCAAUGCACUGUCUGAAGGAGUAAGUAGUAGCAUGAACGAACUUGAAGCGGCGCAUCAAGAUGGAAUGCGUGGGGAUCGCGAACGGCGCAUGGAGGUUGAGAUGAUAUAGUAAGAGUUUCUUGACUUCUGUCUGAGACUGCGUAAUUCUAUACCCGCCAGUGUUGUCAAGGAGCGCAUGUGUAAAUCAUGUUGAUACCUCCAUUCUUCCUCUUCGCUGAGUUUGAUUUUGUGACUACUCAUACAUAGCCGUGAUAGUUAGUAGCGGUGGACAAUGAUCUAUCCAUUACACUAAAGCGAAGCGACGAG
Messenger RNA from Amoebophrya sp. A25, 1383 nucleotides. The record is from the annotation of a GenBank genome assembly. Lineage: Eukaryota; Dinophyceae; Syndiniales; Amoebophryaceae.